Sebastes umbrosus (honeycomb rockfish) is the source of this 1785-nucleotide messenger RNA. Its product is annotated as receptor-interacting serine/threonine-protein kinase 3-like. Bases 192 to 1520 code for a protein of 442 amino acids. The transcript has 12 exons. Gene Ontology annotation, biological process: protein phosphorylation; regulation of apoptotic process. The record is from RefSeq and is a predicted model, not a curated record. Gene Ontology annotation, molecular function: JUN kinase kinase kinase activity; ATP binding. NCBI's taxonomy places the organism in Eukaryota, Metazoa, Chordata, Actinopteri, Perciformes, Sebastidae.
CGCCCGCGGGCGGAACUUCUUAACAUUCUUCUCCAUUUAAACUCCUCCCUUCAGCUAUACAGCACAGGAAACCAAAACCUGUGCUUUGUUUGCCACAGCGUUGGUGUGAACUAACUCUUUAAUCUGUGUGUGGACGCUUCAGGUGAUACAUGAUUUGAGGUUGCAGUUGUUCUACCUGAGUACAGCAGGAGAUGGCACUGCCGAGCCACAAGACUAUUGGUGAUGAAAACCUGGAGAGAUGGGAGCCAGUUGACUCUGGAGGAUUUGGCCACGUCUACAAGGCCAGGCACAAGGACUGGGGAUAUGAUGUGGCCAUUAAGAUACUCCGUGAUGGUGUUUGCCCCUUCAUGCCACUGCGUGACGAGGCCAGGUAUAUGGGUAUGGCUUCCUGUGAGUUUGUGCUGAGGCUUUAUGGAACAUAUCAGGGAUGUCCGCCUGUUGGAAGAACAUCCACCAUGCAGCAGGGACUAGUGAUGGAUUUCAUGGAAAGAGGAUCUGUCCAGUCCUUGCGGGACCUCUCUGGCCCCCCGCCGUGGCCCCUGAUCUUCCGCUUGGCCUAUCAAGUGGCUGUAGGCAUGAACUUCCUCCAUUCACAGGGACUUAUGCACCACGACCUAAAGCCAAAUAAUGUCCUGCUGAAUAACGACCUUAAUGCCAAGCUAGCAGACUUUGGUCUGUCCAGAGUUUCCACCAGUGCUUUGAAGAGCAAUAGAGUAACAACAGAUCAAGAACAGAUCGGAGGCUCAUACAAGUACAUGCCCCCCGAGGCUUUUAAAGCAUCAUAUGAACCCGUCCGUGCUUUUGACGUGUACAGCUAUGGUAUCCUGCUCUGGUCCAUUAUUACCGGUAAAGAACCAUAUCCAGUGGCUGAUUACUCUCUCGUGGAGCUGAGGAUCCCUGAAGGAGACAGACCUCCCUGUCAGGACAUUGAGCAGAUGAAAGCAGACGGGCUGGAAGAACUGGUUGAUCUCAUGAAGAGGUGCUGGGAUGGCUGUCCCUACAAUAGGCCUGUCUUUAAAAAGUGCGUUGAAGUCACUGAGGGUGUGUUCUCAAAACACAAGAGGCAAAUUCACAAGGCGGUCGAUGAAGUCCUGGCCAGACUGGAGUCACCAACCAGUAAUCAAUCAAACACAUAUGAGGCACUCAAUGAUCCUCUUCAGACACCAGAAGAGCCGAUGCCAAUGGAUACUGUGGACUUUGUAAAAACUGAAAGGCCUUCACUAAAGGCUUCUGACAGUAUUUCUACUAAAAGAAUGACUAAUACAGACAAAGCAAAGUUUGUUGAUGACAACAAGGCAAAGUUGAUUCAAAACGUUGCCGAGGUAAUGGCAAUAACAGAGGAGCUUGGAGACAUGGUCCACAGUGAAGCCUGCUCGAGGAUUGACGCCAAACCGACUAGCAUGGAAAAAAUGAGAGAGCUUUUUAAAACACUACGCGCAGGCGGGCCAAGGGUCAAAGCAGCCUUCUACGACGCCCUCGAAGAGCAUCAGAGCGAUCUAUUGGAGAGGCUCAGUGGCUAAUUCUGUGUGCUGUGUUCCGGUGCAGGUGUCAGAGACUUUCCUCUUUUAUUAAACAUUCAUAAUCAUUUUUAUAUAUGUAAUUUGUUGAGAUUUUACUACACUGUAGGGGAGAACGGGGUUGGUUGUCACAUUCAUUAGAUCUCAUUAGGGCGAAGCUUAGUUGCUUCCUAACAGGGGAUACUUGUCACUUUCUCUUCGGGGUCGGUUGUCACAUGGUGAGGGGAUGAGUUGAGUGUUAUUGUUCUUUCAUUAAAAAAAUUCUCUU